CCUCCAGGAGGAAUCUUCGCGGAUCGUGUCUGGUGCUGGGAAAGGUUGCUUGCUCGGCUUGGAUAGCGAUUGCUCUUUGCUGCUCAAGAGGGGAAGAGGGUUGUGGUUGUUUUCUGUGGCCUUAGACAUAAGAUUCUGCCAGCGAAGGACAGCAGGCAGAGACGUUAAGGUUUCCAAGGUGAUCGGGCUUCUCUCGAAGGUAAAGGCGAAUCGUUUGCAAUCUUAACAGUCUGCAAAGUUUUAACGCCUGCUGCCUGCAUCCUUUCCCUGCCUCGGAUACACUUGUUGGGGUGUUGAUUUCUACAGUGAUGUGCAUUCGAAGAAGGCUCUUGUGCAAACAUCUGGGCCAUUCAGGUUGGUCUUUGAAUAAAGGAGAAUUUUAUUCAGCAAAGAGCUUUCAUUCCGAGGGGAAGUUAAAGGAAGAAUCAUAAGUAACAGAAAAACAAGGCAAUUAUGUCCUGAAAAAGCCACAGAAGCAAUUGUGGAGUGAAGCAGGAGAAAUUGGACUCGGUGUGAUAUUUUUGUCAUAAAAGGCUCCAAGAGGAAGAGAGAAGACACUCUGCAGAGAAUGAAAGAGUGUAGUGUAAAAAUGGAGACCAGAGUCUCUGAGAUUCAGAUCGAAACUAAGGAGGAGAAGGAGCCAGUAGCUGUUAGUCCUCAGGAAGAGAGGCAGCAGAGAAAAGCAGCCACUCUUUGCUUCAAGAGGAGGAAGAAAGCUGGCAAGAUGAAGCCAAAAGCUGGUUCCAAGACUGCUGAGGUGACAAAGCAUCCCCCAGAAGCUGAGGCUUCUGGGCAGCCACAGCCAGCGGGGGCCUGGGCCUCCAUCAAACGCCUUGUCACACACAGGAAAAGGUCAGGGUCUUCAGAGACGCAGAAGCCGUCUGAGGCUGACGUGCAGCCCGAGGACACGGCUCUUCCUAAGAAAAAGGCCAAAUCCAAACUCAAGAUACCAUGCAUAAGAUUCUCCAGAGGGGCAAAGAGAAGUCAUCACUCUAAACUCACAGACGACUCAGACUACAACCUCAGAGUCCAGGGAGGGGCUGACGACUUGGAGAUAAAAACCCAGACCCAGUCGACUGACCAAGCUAAGGCCACAGAGGGCCCACAGGAAGGUGGGUUGGUAGAGGAAUGUAAGGCGGCCCAAGAGUCGCAUGUCAGCAACAGCAUCACAUCUAGAGAGAAUGUGAUCUCUGUAGAACUGGAAUCAGAAAAGGAGGCUUCUGCUGUUCAGAUGGGAACUCCAGUGCUGGAAAAGGAACCUAAAGGGAUUAAGGAAAAGCCAAGUGUACAAGCGCAGCAAGCAAGUCCAGUGGAGAGUUCAGGGGCAGACAGCCCCCGGCCAGCGACUUCUGAUGUUCCUGCCUCGCCAGCAACCGCAUAUCAACGCAGCGUGGAAGGACCCAGUGAUGGCAUCCAAGAAAGUGCACCAAGUAGGAAAGACGACAGAAGUGGAAAGAGUACAACUGGAGAAAGGAAAGCCGGAGAAAUUGUGCUGGACCAGGCGGAAGAAACUACAUUGAGCCAGGAAGCUGCUGGCAGCCAGGCAGACAAGAGUGCAGUGAUCCAGGCAGAGGAAGGUAAACUGAAUCAGGCAGAGGAAGCCCCUGUGACUGCCAUGGCCCAGACAGAGGAAGGUAAACUGAGUCAGGCAGAAGAAGUUUCAGUGGUUCAGGCAGAGGAAGCCCCCAUGGCCCAGGCAGAGGAAGCCCCCGUGGCCCAGGCAGAGGAAGCCCCCAUGGCCCAGGCAGAGGAAGCCCCCAUGGCCCAGGCAGAGGAAGCCCCCGUGGCCCAGGCAGAGGAAGCCCCCGUGGCCCAGGCAGAGGAAGCCCCCGUGGCCCAGGCAGAGGAAACUGUCAUGGCCCAGGCAGAGGAAGCCCCCGUGGCCCAGGCAGAGGAAGCUACCCUGGGCCAGGUACCAGAUCUGAAAGAAAAUGGAAUCGAUACAGAGAAACCCAGAUCAGAAGAAAGCAAAAGAAUGGAACCAAUUGCUAUUAUCAUUACAGACACUGAAAUCAGUGAAUUUGAUGUUAAGAAAUCUAAAAAUGUCCCCAAGCAAUUCCUGAUUUCAAUGGAAAAUGAGCAAGUAGGGGUUUUUGCUAAUGAUAGUGAUUUCGAAGGGAGAACUUCAGAACAAUAUGAAACACUCUUAAUAGAAACAGCCUCUUCUCUCGUCAAGAAUGCUAUCCAGUUGUCUGUAGAACAGCUGGUUAAUGAAAUGGUUUCCGAGGAUAAUCAAAUAAAUACUCUGUUACAGUGACUUCAUUUCCAGAUCAUGGGAAAGAAAGAAAACAACUCAAAGAUGUUUAUACAUCUGUGGCACUUCUUUCUCAGUAAUAAAUUAAAGGCUUGUCAUCUGUGGAAUUUAAAGGUGCAGUUCCAGCCCAGAAGUGCUUAAGAGUAAAUGAAGUUUAUAAAACUCAUUGAAACACAGUCACUUCUGGACUGGAGGGAGUCAGCACAGAUCACAAGGUGCGGUGACAUGCAGGAAGGUGCAGAAAUGACAUGAUGAGUCUUGAGGAGGUCUACUUAUUGAGCACUUGGUAUGCUGUAUGGCCCUUGCUGUUGCCGAAUGUCAUGAAGUCUGGGUCUUUCCUGAUGGUUCGACCCUGUAUAUAGGUGAACAUUGCCUUCACUUUUCUUUUACAGUAUGUUUUCCUGUUGUUUCUAGUGGUGAAUCAGGUGAGCUGGUGUCUAGUCCCACAUGGGUUCCUUACAAAAGCCAUUCACAGGUUCCUUCAGCCAGGCGAGUAGUUAACAAGUGUGGAAGCGUGGAAUGCUUUUUCUUCUCUCCCCGUCUUCCUUCUGCCCAGCAGACCUGUGUAUACCCGUCUCCGUGUGGACCUAUCUGAUGAGAUGUUAGAAAUAAAUAAAGGGAAUAGUAUUUCUCCUAGACAACAAAGGAUGCCCUUGGCAGAGCGACUCUUAAAGGCCCAGGAAAACCAUAAUAUUCUUGUGAAACUAUUUCUUCUUCACCAAACAUGAACCAUGUAUACAACUGAAUAAAAAGUCAUAAUUCAUGCUAAAGCAUAGAUUUUUUUUCAACACCAGUGUUUUUCAUUGUGUCUAACCACGAUCCUGUAACAUACUUCCCAACCCCACGGGUUAGGGGUCAUACUGUACAGCACCGCUGCCCCCCCCCCACUAUCUAACCUAAGUGAUGAUGUUACUACUUGUUACAACAGAUGCAGGACAGACGGUAUGAUGGCUGUUGAAGAGCAUCUGGAGGCAUAGACACCAAUGAUUUUCAUCGGCUCUGCAUAUACAGUGUUUAUGGACUGCAUAUGUAUACAUUGCUUUUUCCUAUACUUUCAUUUUGUAAAUAUAUAUUGUGAUCUCUUGCAGAAGUAACUAAUGUGGCUUUGGAAUUUAACCAAAUGGUGAAUGUUUAGCAAGACUCUUAACUGGAAUGUGAAGCUAUUUCCUGCAGGCUUGCCUAUCUUCGUGUUUUAAAUUUAGCCAGAUAAAAACACAUGACCCCCCCAAUAAGUUUCUUUUAAUUGUGUACCUUUUAGACAUAAAAGUCACUGCUAAGGCAUCUUUGAGAGAAUACUUUAACCCACUGUGUAUGGUGCUAAUAGACUUGUAUAGCUACCAGCAAGUAUGUUUAAAAUGAACAGUUUUAAAUACCUGAUUAAGGCUCGUGUGCUUUGCAGCAUUUUAAAUCAUCCUGUAUCUGUUUACUAUAUGAAUGGCUCCAAGCCAAUAUACUUACAUUAAAGUUUCUAAUAAUCUUAUGAAUGAGCAAAAGCUAUAAAAUACAUAACACUUAGCAAUUACUGAGGAUAUUUUGGAUUGCGGAUUUUGAAAAACAGACACAAAGUGAAUAUGUAAUUUUGGAGGUAAGAAGGUAGCCCCAAGUUUCAAGUUUUGGUGUGUGAGUGUGUGUAUGUGUGUUCCCUAUACUGCUAUUUGAUAAAUACACCAUUGUUUAGAAUGCAUCGUGAUUUGUUGUUUUUACAAGAAAAUGUAUUUUCAUUCAUUCUUAAUUGGUGUCUCUGGAUUUCCUAGGAACUUAAAUAGAGUUUCCAUCUGGAAAUAGAAUACAGAAAUUCAUCAGUGGGUUGCAAUCUGAUAUAUCUGCUAUAUGGCCAAAUCAUAGGGAAACUGUUCUAUUGUUACAAAAACAAGCAGGAGCCAGAGGGAUGGCUUGGAAAUUACCAUAUUUUAUGAUGGUAGGAUAUAUUUCAAGCAAUUUGACCUUCUAUGAAACAUAUGAAGGUUCUCAUUCAAUUUACACUCUUUUGGGCUUAAACUGGCCAGUUUAAAGGCAUCAUUAAUCACUCACAUUCAUUUCCAUUGAAACUUGCCUUUAAUGAACAUUUAUCAGCUAGGAUCAGGUUUCUUUUUGAACUUGGAACUUUCUAAGUUGCUGAGGGGUCUAUCAGAUACUUGAUAAUUUUUUAAUAUAUCCUCUUCACCCUCUUAAGAGUUGAGCAUUGUUCACUCCUUACAACACAGAGAAUAUAAGCACUUGUCGCAAUUGUGUGUGUGUGUGUGACUAUUCACUUAACAUUUUUUUCAAAGCACUUUUUAGGAUAUUAAAAAUAGUACCUGGUAACAUUUAAGUAAAGGUAGCAGAAAACAAAAGAACUUUCCAGCAGCAAUCAUGUUCCUUGCCACCUCCUCCUCCUCCAAGAAUAAUAAGCAUGUGGCACAAAUGGAGUCUUGGAGAAGCUGUCUGCAUAAUUUUCCUCCAAGGCAAUGGGGGUGACAGCGUGAAGAUGGCAGUGAUCUUAAUUGGUCUACUAUUUAGUGGAGUCUUAGACACAGCUUUAUUCCUGAAAGAUGAUGUGUGGCCUGUAAGAAGACCCUGGGCCAGCUUUGCCUGUACAUGUAGCCCAGAGUUCAUUUCAUCUGCAAAUGUCUAACUUCAAUUUGCCUUAUUUUUUAUAGUUGAGAAUUUUGUAAGGGGUUGUGGCAGGAUUUUUAAAACAACUGUUAGACUUUCGAACCCCGUUGUUUGAAAAGGUCCCUUUGUCGGCUUUCCUGAGUAAGUAUUCUGCUUUCUAGUUUAAUACUAACUAUGCCAGGACUUGAAUUUUCUGCCUGCCAUUUUUGCAUUUUUUAAAAAAAUAGUUUCAUAUAGGUUGUAGAGUUCUUUAGGUUCAAGCUCCUGUCUUACUAUGUAACAAAGUUUCUUAUAUGGAAUUGAAAUUUUCAGUCCAUACUUCAUUUUAUCACACAUUUCUAAAGGGAUUUUUUGUAAUGAUCCUUGAUGACAAAAAUUUGUUAGAAUGAAUCUACAUAAAGUGUAGGUGCCCCAAUUAAGUCAGAUCCAACAUGUAUUAGGCUUACCGCCUGUCUAUACCCUGAUAGUAGGACCUCCCACAGCUCCUCCUGGGAAGGGUAUGCGUGUGCUGGGGGAAAGAAAGUGACAACAGAAGCCAGGACAGGGGGAAAGUCAGAAUCAGACAAUGCAAAAAGCUAAAUGCUAAACAGGGAAGAAGAAAGAAUGGUUUUGUCUGGAAUGGGGGAGCUGGGACCUGAAUGCAGUGGCAUUCUGAUGUGUGACCAGGUGCAGGAGAAAGGCCCUCAUAAUGCCACAUGUGUCAGCUCUUGGCCUGUAGAAGUAUUGAGUGGAUGAGCCAUUAUAAAAUAAGAGUACCAUUUUGUAUUCUCCUUAAAAGUAGUAUUCCUGUGAAUCAGAGGCUCAUAUAAAAGAAACAAUACUCUCUAGAGAAAAGGUCUUCAAGCUGAAUUAAUUGAUGUACUGACUAAUACAGAAUAAAUGUUAUAUUAGCUUA
Molecule: messenger RNA, 5744 nt
Organism: Mesocricetus auratus (golden hamster)
Lineage: Eukaryota; Metazoa; Chordata; Mammalia; Rodentia; Cricetidae
Gene: Akap5
Product: A-kinase anchoring protein 5
Exons: 2
Coding region: 569-2257 (562 amino acids)
Biological process (GO): positive regulation of adenylate cyclase activity
Cellular component (GO): dendritic spine; excitatory synapse; dendrite membrane
Molecular function (GO): adenylate cyclase binding; beta-2 adrenergic receptor binding; calmodulin binding
Source: RefSeq, a predicted model, not a curated record